This is a messenger RNA of Diospyros lotus (date-plum), 2856 nucleotides long. RefSeq lists its product as uncharacterized. The coding region runs from base 530 to 2551 and encodes 673 amino acids. Gene Ontology annotation, molecular function: protein binding. Gene Ontology annotation, cellular component: cytoplasm. The record is from RefSeq and is a predicted model, not a curated record. NCBI's taxonomy places the organism in Eukaryota, Viridiplantae, Streptophyta, Magnoliopsida, Ericales, Ebenaceae. The transcript has 3 exons.
UUCAAGUACGAGAGAGAGAGAGGGGCAAGAUGCGACGGGUCCGAUUUGGGCGUUGGAGCGGGAGGGGGAGGAGGCGACGAAUCGUAAGAGAUAUAUUUCAUCAUCAUCUGCAAGAGUUGCAGAUGGCCUGAAUUGCGCGGCAAAAGAAGAACGGAGCUUUUCCUUCACGUCAAAAAUCGCUCAAUUCUUUUCAAUUUUCGCGUCUCGGCCUCAGAUUCGAGCUCUGCGUUGCCCCAACGGACUUGGGUGGAGUUCGGAUCUGGCUGGCGCAAUGUGUGAUAUACAUUCUUGGCGUAGGUUUUGCAUAUAUUUUAAAUUUGUGGUGACGGUUAAUUCAUUUUCAAGGGGUUUUGCUUUUGAUCUGUUGUGCCAAUUGAGACCCAUUGAUAAGCUUUCUCUGUACUGAUUGGGAAUCUGAAACUGACUCCGUUGUACAACGACGGUUAAAAUCCUUUUUGGUUUCUGGUGGUUGGAAUUGGAAUGGAAUCUCCAAUGGUUCAGCUCUAUAGCUUGGAUUAAGGGAACAGUAAUGGGAGAAACUAAACUUUGUUCAAGUAAUUAUACCACCAAGGAACAGAAUCAAAUGGAAGACUGGUCAAAGUAUGCCCACAGUCCUGCUCAUUUGGCAGUUGGACGCCGCGAUCAUGCUUCCCUAAAAAAUAUUAUCUCAGGUCUCCCUCCCCUGGCAAAGGCAGGUGAAGUUAACACCGAGGACGAAUCUAUUGCAGCUGAGCUCCAAGCAGAUGCUGUAUCAGCUGUUAUUGACCGGCGAGAUGUUCCUGGCCGUGAGACUCCUCUUCAUCUUGCCGUGAGGCUUAGGGAUCCAGUUUCGGCUGAGAUUUUAAUGUGUGCUGGUGCCAACUUUAGCCUCCAGAAUGAGAACGGUUGGAAUGCUCUUCAAGAAGCCAUUUGCACCAGGCAGGAAAAUAUUGCUAUGAUCAUCACUCGGCAUUAUCCAUCUCUUGCGCGCGCAAAAUGGUGCCGUAGGCUUCCGCGUAUUUUGGCUUCAGCAGCUCGAAUUCGUGAUUUUUACAUGGAGAUAACCUUCCAUUUUGAGAGCUCGGUGAUACCAUUUGUUGGGCGCAUUGCCCCAUCAGACACAUAUCGAAUUUGGAAGCGUGGUUCUAGUCUCCGUGCUGACAUGACGCUUGCCGGCUUUGAUGGGUUCCGCAUUCAACGGUCUGAUCAGACACUUCUCUUCCUUGGAGAGGAAUAUUCAUCUGUUGAUGGAAAGAUAUCUUUGCCUCCUGGCUCUUUGAUUGUGCUUGUCCAUAAAAGGAAAGAGAUAAUUAAUGCUAUGGAGGGAGCUGGUGCUCAACCGACUGAAGCUGAAGUUGCCCAUGAAGUGGCCAUGCUGUCUAGAACGAAUAUGUAUAGGCCCGGUAUUGACGUUUCUCAGGCUGAGCUGGUUCCUCAACUGAAUUGGAGGCGGCAGGAGAGGAAUGAGAUGGUUGGAAAUUGGAAGGCCAAAAUAUAUGAUAUGCUUCAUGUGAUGGUAAGUGUGAAAUCAAGGAGGGUCCCCGGUGCUAUGACUGAUGAGGAGCUAUUUUCUGCCGAUAAUGAUGAAAGGAUUGCAAACGGUGUUGAUUUUGAUGAUGCAUUGACACCUGAAGAAAGAAGCCAAUUAGUUUCUGCACUUCAUGAGGGAAAUUUAGAUGUUCGUUGUGAGGAUGGGGAACAUAGGGAUCAGGAUUGCCAACAAAAUGGUCAUGGAAGUGCUUUUGAAAGUUCUGAAUCCAAUGGCAUCAACAAAGAGAAGGCAAAUUGGUUUGGUUGGAACAAGAAAAGCUCAAAGAACGGGGGUGACAAUCCUGAGGAUUCAAAGAUCUCAAAGAAGUCUUCACAGUUGACCCCAGAAGUUAGCAGCCAGAGGCCUAAUGAUAGUCAGGUAUCAUCUUCUGACUUUCAUCAGGAUGAUAGGGCUGAAGCUAAAAAGAGCAAAGAUAAAAGCAAACAGAAGAAAAAGAAGAAAGGGACUGCAACUGCAAGUGAGUCUAAGAUUGAGAGUGAGUAUAAAAAGGGCUUAAGGCCUGUUUUCUGGUUGACACCAGAUUUCCCUCUGAAGACAGAAGAGCUUGUGCCUUUGCUAGACAUCUUAGCCAACAAAGUGAAAGCUGUAAGGAGAUUGAGGGAGCUUUUAACUACAAAGCUUCCUCAGGGCACAUUUCCUGUUAAGCUUGCUAUCCCUAUUGUCCCAACUAUUAGGGUCGUCAUUACUUUUACAAAGUUUGAGGAGUUUCAGGCAACGGAAGAAUUCUCUACCCCACCCUCUAGCCCCGUUCACUUGGAAGAUGCAAGGUGCAAGGAAUCGGAGGGAUCCGCAUCAUGGGUUUCAUGGAUGAAAGGAAGCCGUGGUGGACAAUCAAGCGACAACGAGAGCCAGGGGGGACUUAGGGAUGAGAUUGACCCUUUCCACAUACCGUCUGAUUAUGCAUGGAUUGAUGCCCAUGAGAGGAAGCGUCGGAUGGAGGCCAAGGCCAAAGCCAAGGCCAAGGCUAAGGCCAAGGCCAAGAAGCAUAGGAAACAAGCAGCGGCUAGAAGUGGGGGUUGAAGAAGGGGCAUAUGAGUAGUGAGGAUGUGGAGUAGUGACAUUGGGUGGGUACACUACACACUUAAACUUCAUUUGUACUUCAGGGGCCGACUGGCUUGGCGGUAUAAUGGCACUGCUGCAAUGGUUGGUCGGUUUAGGGUAAAACUUGUGUGACACCUAGAAGAAGGCUAUCAUUCAUUCAUUCAUUGUGUUUCCAUCUUUCAUAUUUCAAUGUUUGUUGCUUUGUUGGCGAGAAGAGAAUGUCCUCUUUUCUAUUACUUGUUUUGUCAUAGAUUUUCUUCUAUUUAUUUAUUUCUUGUUUCCAA